GAGCAACACCACCAUUGUUGGACCAUUUCUAAGUAUAUGUGCUUGGGAGAAUCUAGCAUGCUGCUUUUAAUUAAUGCCAUUCUAAUCUUCUGGAUUUCUACUGUUGGGGUGCAAGGUACCUAUUGUGGUUUUCCAAAAAUAAACCAUGGAAUUAUAUAUGGCAAAGAGUCCGAUGAGGAGCCUUCCCUAAGUACUGUUGGGGAAAUUUAUUAUUAUUCUUGUGAAUAUAAUUUUGCAUCUCCUUCACGAUCCUUUUGGACUCGCAUAAUCUGCACAGAGGAAGGAUGGUCACCAACACCCAAGUGUCUCAGACUGUGUUUCUUUCCUUCUGUGGAAAAUGGUCAUUCUACAUCUUCAGGACAAACACACCUGGAAGGUGACACUGUGCAAAUUAUCUGUGAUGUCGGCUACAGCCUUCCUAAUAAUAGUGACACCAUUUCAUGUUUGGAAGAUGGCUGGUCUUCUCCUCCCAAAUGCAGCUCCACCAAAGGCAAAUGUCUUCUUCCAGUUUUAAAAGCAAAUCUAGAUGUUUAUCCAAGAAAAGUAAAAUACAGUGCUGGAGAUGUGUUGGAAUUUUCCUGUAGACAAAGUCUUAAAAGAGUUGGACCAGAUUCAGUUCAAUGCUAUUACUUUGGAUGGUCACCUAAUUUUCCAACAUGCAAAGGGAAAGUACAGUCAUGUGGUCAACCUCCUCAACUCCCCAAUGGUAAAAUAAAACAGAGAAGGAAAGAACAAUAUGGACACGGUGAGGUGGUGGAAUAUGAGUGCCCUCCCCAUUUUCUAAUGACAGGGCCAAAGAAAGUACAGUGCAUCAAUGGAGAAUGGACACAUUUGCCCACUUGCGUUGGACAAGUUAAAGCAUGUGGCUCCAUACCUCACCUCAACAAUGGCUAUGCCCAGUUCUCUAUUCUUCCCGUUCAACAUGGUGUUUCUGUGGAGCUGAAUUGCAGAGAUACAUAUACGAUGAUUGGAAAUAAUGUAAUUACCUGUACUGAUGGAACAUGGACUGAACUUCCUAAGUGUGUUGCAACAAACCAACUUAAGAGUUGCAAAAGACCAAUGCUUCAUACAAGAGUACUGAUGAAGCCAUAUAUGAGGGAAUAUAAUCAUAGUGCCAGAAUAAAUUACAGAUGUUUGUGGGAGGUCAAAUACAUGCAAUCAGUCUGCAUAAAUGGGAAAUGGUAUCCUGAACCAGACUGCAGAGAAAAACGGAGAGAAUUCUGCCCACCUCCACCUCAGAUACCUAAUGCUCAGAAUAUGCUAACCACAGUGAAUUAUUGGGAUAAAGCAAAAGUAGCUGUUCUCUGCAAAGAAAAUUAUCUACUUCACGGACCAAGAGAAAUUGUGUGUAAAAAUGGACAAUGGCAGUCAUUACCACAGUGUUUUGAGUCUACACAAUAUUGUGGUCCCCCUCCAUCUAUUAGCAAUGGAGAUAUCACAUCAUUCCCAUUAUCAGUAUAUCCUCCAGGAUCAACAGUCCAGUACCGUUGCCAGUCUUUCUAUGAGCUUCGGGGCUCCAUAGAUGUAAUAUGCAGAAAUGGACAGUGGUCAGAACCACCAAAAUGCAUAGAUGCUUGUAUAAUUUCUGAAGGUAACAUGAACAAAAAUAACAUACAGUUAAGAAGUAAAGAAAUCAAAAAACUUUAUGUGAAAACGGGGGAUUUUGUGGAAUUUGACUGUAAAUGGCCAUAUAAAGCAAAGACAUCAAUGCAGUCAUUUCGGGUACUCUGUCACGAAGGGAAAUUUGAAUUUCCCACGUGUGAAUGAAACCAGCAUAGUUUUGCUGAAUAUAACUUUAAAAGUAAUCCUACAUGGGGUGCUUGGGUGGUUCAGUCGUUAAGUGUCUGCCUUCGGCUCAGGUUAUGAUGCCAGAGUCCCAGGAUCAAGUCCCACAUCAGGCUCCCUGCUUGGCGGGGAGUCUGCUUCU
This is a messenger RNA of Odobenus rosmarus divergens (Pacific walrus), 1927 nucleotides long. RefSeq names its product complement factor H-related 5 (gene CFHR5). NCBI's taxonomy places the organism in Eukaryota, Metazoa, Chordata, Mammalia, Carnivora, Odobenidae. Bases 37 to 1767 code for a protein of 576 amino acids. The record is from RefSeq and is a predicted model, not a curated record. The transcript is spliced from 11 exons.